UGGCGUCGUUACGAUACAGUGGGGACCGAGGUACAUCCCUGUCCAAAACAAAGCUGGAAGAAAUUCACAGUUGAAGGUGGAUUUUUAUCUUUCUGUCUGAUUAGUUCUUUAUUUCCAUAGAGCUGCUGACAGCCACAGCAGAAUGCACCUGCUGCCUGACGUGUGGAGGCAGGACUACUGGCUUCCUCCAGGUGUGACCUGGAAAGACAUGGAUCACCUGGCGGACUCUGACCGACCGCAACCCCUGGACCUCCUCAUAGCUCUGCCCCUAGCACUGGGCUUUGUUGCCCUACGCUAUGUGUUUGAGAGGUUUUUUGCCCCAUCCAUGGGCAGAUGUUUGGGUGUAAGGAAUAGAUUGCAAGUGACCGCUGCCCCCUCCCCAAAGCUGGAGUCUUUUUACACCAAGAGGAGCAGACAGCCGACACAGAGUGAAAUUGUUAGUUUGAUGUCGCUGUGCGGUAAAACCCAGAGGCAGAUUGAAACCUGGUUCCGUCGUCGCAGGAACCAAGACAGGCCCUGUCAAACCAAGAAGUUUGGUGAAGCUGCUUGGAGGUUCUUUUUCUACAUCACAGCCUUUGUGGCCGGACUAGCCUGCUUGGUUGAUAGACCCUGGUUCUGGGACCGCAGCGAAUGUUGGAGGAAGUAUCCAGUACAGCCCAUGGAGAGAGCUCAUUACUGGUACUACAUGUUGGAGCUGGGUUUUUAUGGCUCUCUGCUGCUGCGGAUCUCUGUUGACAUCAAGAGGAAGGAUUUUAAAGAACAGGUGAUCCACCAUUUGGCCACCAUCUUCUUGCUUAGUUUCUCCUACUGUGCCAACUACAUUCGCAUCGGCACUUUGGUCAUGCUGCUUCACGACUCCUCUGACAUCCUGCUUGAGUCCGCCAAGAUGUUCAACUACGGCACUGGCUGGAGGAAAACGUGUGACACACUGUUCGUCGUCUUUGCUGGGGUCUUCCUUGUGACUCGACUGGUGAUUUUCCCCAGCAAAAUCAUCCAUACCACCCUGGUUCUGUCCAUGGAGGUCUUUGAACCCUUUGUCGGCUACUACUUAUUCAACACCCUGCUGAUGGUGCUGCAGGCUCUUCACAUCUUCUGGGCUGGCUUAAUCUUGCGCAUGGUCUAUAAGUUCCUGAAAGGCAAGCUGGAAAAAGACGAACGUAGUGAUGAAGAGAGUGAGGUAGAAGAAGAAGAGGAGGAUAAGGGAGGAGAGGAAAAUGUGGAUCGAGAUGGAGAUUAUUGUUGGGAGAGAAGCAAAGACACCCUGAACUCUAAACUGUCUAUGCUGACCAACAGCUGUGUCCUAAAUAACUUGACGAACCACAGGGCAUCUGUAGCUGACAGAAUGCGUAAAGCUCAGUAGAGACUUGAUGUUUUUACAUUUCGCCCCGGUUUUGCUAUCUCAGUCAUAUACAACAGUGCUAUGGUUUAUAUAUCAAAUGAUAUAAGAUCACCCUCUACACUACAAGUAUUUCAUGCUGAUGGGACUCAUUAGACAAGUAAAAGGGUGAGAGUUUAAUUGUUAAUCAUUGUAAAAGUGCUGACAUAGAAGAGGAUGGUUUCCAACACACUUCUGAUGCACCACUCCCUGGCUUAGGAGGCCAAAGCCUGAUCCAUUAGGCCACUGGGGCUCUUGCAGCUGCUGGGGAGCCACUGCGCACAGGUCGGCAUUCAGUGGUAGUAACACAGACAUUAUAAUCCUUUUUUAUUCACUUUUCAAUGGACAGGAAUGACAAUCUUUGUGUGAAUUGAAGAAAUUAUCAAACUGUUCAGUGCCUACUGACAUACACUGCAGACUGUUUUUACACUAUUUUUCAUUGACUUCACAGAGCAGAUACCUGACAACAAAAAAAGUGAUUGUAACUAAAAAAUAAUAAAAAACAAAACGAACGCUGUAGUUUGUUGUAGUUUUCUGAAGUAACUUGCAGUGUAGACAUAAGUGUUUGUUUAAUGUGGAAAAUAUGAAAUUGCACAUGCAGUAGACAUUUAAAUGCUGGAAAUAAAG
Messenger RNA from Seriola dumerili (greater amberjack), 2002 nucleotides. Its product is annotated as ceramide synthase 2-like. Bases 143 to 1360 code for a protein of 405 amino acids. Gene Ontology annotation, molecular function: sphingosine N-acyltransferase activity; DNA binding. The record is from RefSeq and is a predicted model, not a curated record. Gene Ontology annotation, cellular component: membrane. The transcript is spliced from 11 exons. Lineage: Eukaryota; Metazoa; Chordata; Actinopteri; Carangiformes; Carangidae. Gene Ontology annotation, biological process: ceramide biosynthetic process.